Molecule: messenger RNA, 2004 nt
Organism: Penicillium hordei
Lineage: Eukaryota; Fungi; Ascomycota; Eurotiomycetes; Eurotiales; Aspergillaceae
Exons: 4
Coding region: 1-2004 (667 amino acids)
Biological process (GO): transmembrane transport
Molecular function (GO): transmembrane transporter activity
Source: RefSeq, a predicted model, not a curated record
AUGGGCUUCCUCGAUGCCUUCAAAGUCAAAUCUCCCAAAGAGGCAGAUGUACCUGUAGACAAGACUGAAGACAAGACUGGAGACAAGACUGGAGACAAGACUGGAGACAAGACUGGAGACAAGACUGGAGACAAGACUGGAGACAAGACUGGAGAUAAGACUGAAGACAAAACUGAGCACAGCAACGUGGCACCCAAUGACGACACCCAAUCCCAGUCUGGAGGUCAGAUUUCGAAGCCCUCUAGUGAGAAAGAGAGCACUCUGGUCGAUGAGCCCUUGAGGAGAAACUCAACUCCCAUUGAUGGCAUCGAAAAAGAACUUGCGAGCCGUGACACGCCAACGCCUGUUCAUAACGACUCCAGCAAGGAGCUGGUCCCCAAUGAAUCAUUCGACAAGAAGCCAACACAAGAAGAUAAAAAAGAGGACGGUGAUGCUGAAACGCCGGAGGAAGAAGAAGAAGAAGAAGAAGAAGAAGAAGAAUAUCCAAACGCAUGGAGAUUAUCUCUGAUCAGUAUUGCUCUCUGUCUAUGUGUGUUUUGCGUGGCAUUGGACAACACGAUUAUUGCAACAGCAAUUCCCAAGAUCACUGAUCAAUUCAACUCGCUCAACGAUGUCGGGUGGUAUGGAAGUUCGUAUCUGCUGACAACAUGCGCCGUGUCCCUGAUGUUCGGCAAACUGUACACAUUCUACUCGAUCAAGUGGAUCUAUCUCACCGCGCUCUGCAUUUUCGAGAUCGGUUCGCUGGUUUGCGCUGUCACUCCCACCUCUGUUGGACUCAUCUGCGGCCGAGCAAUCGCCGGGCUUGGGGCAGCUGGUCUUUUCUCGGGUUCUAUCCUCAUCAUCAGCAAGAGUGUACCCCUGGUGAAGCGACCUAUGUAUACGGGUCUCAUUGGCUCCAUGUUUGGCAUUGCCAAUGUAGCUGGCCCUCUUAUGGGAGGCGCCUUCACCGACCACCUCACUUGGCGUUGGUGUUUCUAUAUUAACUUGCCCCUCGGAGGAGUAACUUUCUUCUUCGUGCUUUGCUUCUUCCGAACACCCAAAGCCAUCCUGAAGAAGAACACCCUGAAGGAACAGCUCAAGGAGCUGGACUUGAUCGGUUCCCUCUUUUUCCUGCCCGCUAUCAUCAGCUUGUUGCUUGCCCUGCAGUGGGGGGGCACCAGGUACGCGUGGAGCAGCGGACGCAUUAUCGGCUUAUUUGUGGUCUUUGGCGUUCUCGGUCUCGCCUUCAUUGCCGUCGAGAUUUGGGUCGGGGACCGCGCAACCGUCCCGCCACGCCUGAUCAAGAACCGUAGCAUUUGGGGCUCAGCAUGGUAUGCCCUUGCUCUUGGCGCUGCUUUCUUUGUCCUGACAUUUUAUCUCCCUAUCUGGUUCCAAUCAAUCAAGGGUGCAACCGCCUUGAAAUCAGGCAUCAUGAACCUGCCCAUGAUCAUCGCAGUUGUGGUUGUAUCUAUUCUGGCCGGUGGUCUCGUCACCGCCUGUGGAUACUACACACCCUUUAUGAUCGCCUCUUCCGUCGUCAUGACCAUCGGCGCAGGACUCCUGACGACCUUAGAGACAGAUUCAAACCACUCCAAGUGGAUCGGAUACCAGGCACUCUUUGGUAUCGGUCUGGGUCUGGGCAUGCAGCAGCCUAUGAUUGUCGCCCAGACUGCCCUUAAGCCCGCAGAUAUCCCCAGUGGCACGGCUAUUGUCAUGUUCGCCCAGACUCUUGGUGGCGCUAUCUUCGUCUCGGUCGCACAGAAUGUAUUCCAGAACCAGCUCGUCCGGAACUUGGCGCUGUAUGCACCUAAUGAGGAUGCUCCGAAGCUCAUCUCUGCUGGCGCUACCAUGCUCCGCACCGUUGUUAGUGGCGAUGCACUGCACCGUGUCUUGACUGCCUAUAACGCUGCUGUUGUGAAUACGUUCUACGUCGCUGUCGCCAUGGGCGCGUUGUCGCUCGUUGGACCCAUCUUCGUUGAGUGGUUGUCUGUCAAGGGCAAGAAGAUCGAGAUGGCGGCUGUUUGA